This is a messenger RNA of Phytomonas sp. Hart1, 1242 nucleotides long. The record is from the annotation of a GenBank genome assembly. Lineage: Eukaryota; Euglenozoa; Kinetoplastea; Trypanosomatida; Trypanosomatidae.
AUGUCAAUGCUCUUGGAUCGCGCACCUAGAUUAACAAAGCCAAAUUUGGCAAAAAAUGUAUCUGAUGGAUGCGCUCUUGAUAUACAUGAGAGUGUUGUGCUCAUUAAACAGAUCCCGAAUCUCAUCACAUCGGCCGCGGUCGAGUCUCCGCCAUCGGGGGUAUCAACCGCGGAGGUCCAGCGGAGGGUCGCGAUGCUACAUUCGGUUCUCGAGCCCAUGAAGAAUCAUGUGGAGUCGAUGCGAUUUGCCCGAAAGUUAAAAGAAUACAAACACCUUGUUAGGAUUCACACGCAACGUUUAAAAGCUGAGGAAGAAGCUAAAAAGAGAAACGCUGAAGAAGAAAGGUCUAGAAAUGAGCAAGAACGAAACUUAAAUGAAUCCAAAGUCUUGUAUUAUCAAGGUUUAAACGAUGUAUUUUCUCAAAAGAUAUUUCAAUGCAAAGCGCGUAAUCAUGAAGCCAUGCUUAACAUCAUUGCCAAAGGAAAAGAAGCGGAGGAGAACCGAGCUCUCAAGCUGGAGAAGCACAUGCGCGAUCGUGAAAUGAAGCAACUCGCACUACAAAAAAGACAAAACGCAAAUAUGGAACGGGUCAGGUCUGUCAACUCCCGCUAUCACAAUGAGAACACAUUGAAUCAAUUGAGGAAGCAGCAAGAAGCCGAGAUUCGAGCUCUAGAAGUUAAGAUGAGGCUUGAUUUUGUGCGUAAGUAUCGUAUUUUGUCCAUUGCGGCGAAGAACUCUAACCGAUACAAUUCUAAGACUUUAACAGAACUCGAAAGAACUGGAUCUGGUUCCAAUUCAAAGAGUUAUGAAAAACUUAUGGAAGAGUUAGAAACCAAACACAAACAGCAGCAAGAGCGGUAUGCAGAACAGAAGGCAGCUCAACAAGAAUACCAGAAUGUUCAUACGCUUCAGGUUGCGAACAGACGACUUCAGCAAAAGAAUAAUGCCUUAUCUCUGGUAGAGGAAAAAAUAGCUCACGACGAAAAAAUCAUUGAGAAUCUCAAUGAAAAAAUGUCAAAAAUCAAGAAAACCAAAAAGGCCCAGGACCUGAAACGUAAUGAAUCGCGUCUAAACACAAUUGCCGAUAUUGAAAUGCACAAAAUACGCGCAGAACAGAUUGAGUCAAAACGGCAGAUCGAAUUUUCUAUUAAGAGUUUCCAACGUUGGAAUGCCCGUGUGAACUCUAUGUUGGGAAGGAUUCAGGGAGUGCAUAAUACAAAUAAGAACUUGGAUGAUGAAUAA